This is a messenger RNA of Dermacentor albipictus, 1701 nucleotides long. Lineage: Eukaryota; Metazoa; Arthropoda; Arachnida; Ixodida; Ixodidae. The record is from RefSeq and is a predicted model, not a curated record.
CGAAGAAGCAGACAAAGCGUGCUCGUUCGUUACGUGCUCGUUCGUUGCGUGCGGCUGUGUCGUCCCCGUCUCUUCGCAGAGACCCAAGCGUCCCCAUUCGCCAUGCAGCCGAUCAUUCCUUCGAUUCCUCGCCAGGAACCCGCCAUUCCCCCCACUAUACCAAAGCUUCCCCCACCACCACAGCGGGGAGACCCGAGGCCCAUGAACGUGGCACCCAACGUACCUGGCCCCGUCUCCGCUGUGGCCACCCCUGCUCGUCUAUCCCCCGUCGUAACCACGCCACGACUGCCUCAGCCGCCACCGCCACCACUGCCGCCGCCGCCGCCGCCAAUGCCAGCACAGUUCAUGCCAAAUAUGGAAACGACCAAUACGCAGACGCAACGAACUCAAGGUCAAUCACGCUGAUUUUGCUGAAAUUGGUAAUCGUCGUUCUGUUCCUGCUUCUUCUUGUGGCGAUGCUCUUGGCCUUAGUAGUCUAUUACCGAGAACCUGAAAGAGACGAAGAUGUAGAGGAUGAUACAACAGUUGGCGCUGUAACGGAGCCGACCAUGAGAACAAAGCUGAGACCCCACUACACCACAUCGAAAGACCUGCCGGUGACGCCUGGAACGAUUCCGACCCCCAGCACCACGACAACAAUCAAGCCUAUGAUCUGCACGGUGAGCGACACGCUUAGCAUCGAAGACCCCAUCACCGAGGGCAUCUGCGAUUACGCUAUCUUCUCCGAUCUGACCGUAGUCGAUGGUGACCUGAAACCCGUCCAGGGACGCUACGCAUGGGAGGUAUUCAAGAAGGCAAUCUCUCAUUCUGACAGGACGCUGGGAGGCGUGAGCUUCUCCUCGCAUAAGGCCAUGGAACGCGAAGGAACAAUGCGUAAGCUGAGAAGCGUUAAGGACAAGCUUCUUGAGCUGGUCGUAGACUACAAGAUGCUCGCCUUGGGUAUGCUGGGCUUCAGGCACGACUUCUCGCAGCGCGAGGACGUGUUCGGAAAGACGUUCGAGUACCUGAAAGCAGCUCUCGAGCUUAGGGACGGUUCCAUGACCUUUCUCGGCCUGUGGUUCAUCACAGCAAAAAACGCGGAGGCGUUCGCGAAGCUUCUCGGCAACACACAAUCCAUCGACUUUAUCAUCAUACAGACCCACAUAACAAUGACUGCGCAAAACGGGUCUUGCUACGCUUACAUGAUCAGCGAGGGCAAGGAAUUCGGCGAUGUACCGAAUUUCGCGACGGCUGAGGUGGCCUUGAGACGUCUGCGGGAGGUCGGGGUCGACGGCCUUCGAGUGCUUUUCUCGUCGAGCAUGGCCGUGAUGGCGUACGUGAGCGCCAAGGGGUCGCCCAGCGUCGGCCCACGCAGAAGGAAGUGCGAUCGUUCCUUCUUAGCCGAUAUCGACUCUGUUUGCCGCGAGACGCUCGGCUACCUGCAGUCCGAGUACUGGCCGGACGACAUGUCCGAGUCCAUCACAUUCCGAGAGUUCGGGAGCGGCUACAUGUUUGUCUUCGAAAGCAUCAACUCGCUCAAUGGCAAGGCAACUCGCUACGGAAACAUGACAGAUGGCUGGGCGUUUUUCGAAAUCCAGCGCGACGUAUACUGGCCAUGCAGUACUGGUCGCGCGUACGGACGUGUCAAGCACGGCAUCUCCGUAAUGCGGGGCAAGCGGUCAGCAAUAAAAUCGGCCGCAUAGUGGCAGUUGCGUUAAUCAA